Messenger RNA from Eupeodes corollae, 2462 nucleotides. It is a transcript of the gene Acsl, whose product is annotated as fatty acid CoA ligase Acsl3. NCBI's taxonomy places the organism in Eukaryota, Metazoa, Arthropoda, Insecta, Diptera, Syrphidae. The coding region runs from base 282 to 2405 and encodes 707 amino acids. The transcript has 12 exons. Gene Ontology annotation, cellular component: endoplasmic reticulum; plasma membrane; lipid droplet. The record is from RefSeq and is a predicted model, not a curated record. Gene Ontology annotation, biological process: neuron differentiation; long-chain fatty acid metabolic process; long-chain fatty-acyl-CoA metabolic process. Gene Ontology annotation, molecular function: palmitoyl-CoA ligase activity.
UCAGCUAGUCGUAUGCGAAGUCGAAUGCGUAUCGUAAUGUGAGCCGUGAGUUCAAGGUCAAUUAUAAAUUUUUAAAAAAAUUCUUAAAUAGGUCGAAUGAGAUUAUUUAAAUAGAACCUAUGCAUUUCGCCGCUAAAUUGAGAAAUAGUUUAGUUUAAAAUUAACACUUAAGCAUCGUGUAACACAAGUUUGAUAGUGUUUUUCAUAGACAUAAGGCGAAUCCAUCGAUUGUUUGAUUUUUUCGAAGGAAAAUUUGGCAAAUAAAAAAGAAAAUAAUUAGUAUGGAUAGUUUCUGGAUUCAAGGUGCAAUAGGAGCGAUUCACGUGAUAUCGUUUGUUUAUGAUAUUGUAACAUUACCUGUUUAUCUCGUCUUACAAAGACCAUGGAAACGAAGACAGGAUGCCAGGAGAGUAAAGGCAAAAAUAGUGAAAAAAGAUGAAGCACAAGUUACCUACAGGACAAUCGAACCACCACGUGAAGUGCAUGUUAAAAUGUUGCAAGCCAACAUAAGUACACUUGAAAAUAUGUUCAAUUAUGUUGCAAAAACUCAUUCGACAAAACGUUGUCUUGGAACUCGCCAAAUUCUAAGUGAAGAAGAUGAAGUUCAACCAAACGGCAGGGUGUUCAAAAAAUAUAACAUGGGCGAUUACAAAUGGAAGAAUUUUAUUGAAGUCGAACGCUUAGCAUCGUCAUUUGGACGUGGACUUCGAGAAUAUGGCCAAAAUCCUGGUACUAAUAUUGUUAUAUUUGCCGAAACAAGAGCUGAAUGGAUGAUUGCCGCGCAUGGAUGCUUUAAGCAGAAUAUGAGAAUUGUAACCGUUUAUGCGACUCUUGGCGAUGAAGGCGUUGCCCAUUGUAUAAAUGAAACCGAAGUCACUGCGGUGAUUACUACUCAUGAUUUGCUACCCAAAUUCAAAUCGCUGUUAGACAAAACACCAAAUAUCAAAACUAUUAUUUACAUGGAUGAUCAAUUGCGUAAAACAGAAACCAGCGGAUUUAAAGAAGAUGUAACGCUUAUUCCUUUCUCUCAAGUAAUUCGUAGUGGAGCUGAUAGUAAAUUUGAGGGAGUUCCACCAGUCGCCAGUGACAUUGCUAUUAUAAUGUAUACUUCUGGAUCAACGGGUACACCCAAAGGCGUUUUACUGUCUCAUAACAAUUUAAUUGCAACAAUGAAAGGAUUUUGCGAUGUUGUGCCAAUAUAUCCCGAUGACGUUCUCUUAGGAUUCCUACCACUUGCUCAUGUUUUUGAACUUCUUGCCGAAAGUGUCUGCCUUUUAACCGGAGUUCCUAUUGGCUACUCAACACCUUUGACACUAAUCGAUACCAGCAGUAAAAUAAGGAAGGGUUGUAAAGGUGAUGCAACUGUCCUGAAACCCACGUGCAUGACCACAGUACCGCUUAUUUUGGAUCGUAUAACUAAAGGAAUCAACGACAAAGUAAAUGCCGGAUCACCGUUCCAAAAAGCUCUGUUUAACUUCUGUUACAAUUACAAAGUGAAAUGGUGUGCACAAGGAUAUCAAACACCAGUUAUUGAUAAGUUAGUUUUUAAAAAAGUGGCUAAGCUAAUGGGAGGAAAAGUACGAAUAAUGAUGUCUGGUGGUGCUCCACUUGCUCCUGAUACCCAUGAACAGAUAAAAGUCUGUCUUUGCGUGGACCUAGUUCAAGGAUAUGGUUUAACCGAAACAACUUCUGGAGCAACAGUAAUGGAUUAUCGAGAUAUGUCGUAUGGUCGUGUUGGAGCACCACUUACAAUGUGUGACAUUCGUUUGGUUAAUUGGGAAGAAGGAAACUACAGAGUUACAAACAAACCAUAUCCUCAGGGCGAGAUUGUUAUUGGCGGUGAUAGUGUGUCAUUGGGUUACUAUAAGCUUCCAUCGAAAACAAAAGAAGACUUUUUCGAGGAAGACGGAAAGAGAUGGUUCCAAACGGGAGAUAUUGGUGAAAUGCAUGCUGAUGGCGUACUUAAAAUAAUUGACCGUAAAAAAGAUUUAGUUAAAUUGCAAGCGGGAGAAUAUGUGUCUCUUGGAAAAGUUGAGUCGGAACUUAAAACAUGUCCUAUUGUAGAAAAUAUUUGUGUUUAUGGCGAUCCUUCAAAGCAAUAUACGGUAGCAUUGAUUGUACCUAAUCCAAAGCAUAUGGAGGAUUUAGCCGCUAAAUACGGUAUAGUUUCGAGGUCGUUUGAAGAAUUGUGUACAUCACCUGUUUUAGAAAAGGCUGUAAUAAAAGAAAUUGAAGAUCAUGGAAGGAAAUGUAAACUACAAAAAUUCGAAAUUCCUGCCGCAAUUACACUGUGCAAAGAAGUGUGGUCACCAGAUAUGGGCUUAGUAACGGCAGCAUUCAAACUCAAAAGGAAAGAUAUACAAGACAAAUAUCAACACGAUAUCAACAGAAUGUAUGCUUCGUGAAACUGACUUUAAAGAGUUAUAAUAAAAUUCAAUAUAGCCUAAAAACUUUAAUUUUAA